Messenger RNA from Salarias fasciatus (jewelled blenny), 3069 nucleotides. It is a transcript of the gene eeig1a, whose product is annotated as estrogen-induced osteoclastogenesis regulator 1a. The transcript has 11 exons. The record is from RefSeq and is a predicted model, not a curated record. Lineage: Eukaryota; Metazoa; Chordata; Actinopteri; Blenniiformes; Blenniidae. Bases 274 to 1506 code for a protein of 410 amino acids.
GUGAGGAGGGUCUGAGCUGCCGAGGCACCGCCGCACAGCCCGCCGACUCAGAAAUGCCUCCAGGUCGGUGCGGGGCGCCUCUCCCUCCGCCCUCCGCCCUCCGCCGCUCUGCGGGACCUGACGGUCUGCCCGCGCCGUUGUUUGUUUGCAGACUCGGGAGCUGAAUCAUCCCCGGAGAAGCGGAUUCCUCAUCCGAGCGCAGCCUGAACCCGUCCAGCUUUCGCUCUUCGACUCCAGUUUGUUUCCAGUCUUGACCUACUUCGGGCUGCAGUUAUGGCGUUUUUCGCCAAAAAGAAGAAAUUUAAGUUCCAGACGCAUCUGACGCUGGAGGAGCUGAGCGCCGUGCCCUUCGUCAACGGAGUGCUGUUCUGCAAGCUGAGGCUGCUGGACGGGGACUUCAUGGCCACUUCUUCCAGACAGGAGGUUCAGGAGCACUGUGUUCGCUGGAGGAAGAGGUUCACCUUCGUCUCCAAGAUGAGCGCCAACCCCCACACCGGGGUCCUGGACCCGUCCGUCUGCAGGGUGUCGGUGCGAAAGGAGCUGAAAGGAGGGAAGGCGUACACGAAGGAGGAAGGGAGGCCUGCAGGAGGAAGACCAGGACCCUCUUCAUUUAGGUACCGAGUCCUGACCCCCCCGGCCUCUCCCGUGUCCUUCCAGCUGGGCUUCGCAGACCUCAACAUGGCCGAGUUCGCCGGUUCCGGUUCCACCGUGCGCUGCUGCCUGCUGGAGGGAUACGACACCAAGAACACCCGGCAGGACAACUCCAUCCUGAAGGUGAUCAUCGGCAUGACCCUGCUGUCCGGAGACCCCUGCUUCAAAACGCCUCCGAGCACGGCCAAGUCCAUCUCCGUCCCCGGGCGGGAGCACGCCCUGCAGCCGGACUGUAAGGGGGAGGGAACCGCCGAGCCGGGCCCGGCCGACAGGGUCUCUCUGGGCCGGGCCGCCAAGCCCAGACCCUCCAUCAUCAGCUCGGGUCUCCUGGAGGACUCGGAGUCCGCUCAGAGCCAGCCGGGUCCCGCCGAGAUCUUCCAGUCCGGUCACUCUCGUAACUCCAGCUACGCCAGCCAGCACAGCCGGAUCUCAGGCUACAGCACCGAGCAGUCCUGCUCCUCCAGCCUGUCGGACCUGACGCACCGCAGGAACACCUCCACGGGCAGCAGCGCCUCGGGGGGGCUGGCCUUCACGGCCGACCCGCCUCCCGAGGGGGAGCGUCCAGAGAGACCCCCUCGCCCGCCCCGGCCGGUCCUCCCGCCCAGCAGACCUCUGAGGAGGAAGCAGGACUCGGUGGAGAGCCACCCCUCCUGGGUCAACGACACCCGCAUGGACGCCGACGACAUCGUGGAGAAGAUCGUCCAGAGCCAGAACUUUGCAGAUAUCAACAACACUGAAGACAGUAACCUGCGCCUGUUCGUCAGUAAAGACGGAACCACGGCUCUCAGCGGCAUCCGGCUGGGGAACAGGGUGUCUGCAGGCCGAUACGAGCCGGUGGUGAUCGAGAGCCACUGAGGGGACGGAGGGGACGGAGCCACCGAGGGGACGGAGGGGACGGAGGGCCACUGAACAGGGGGAGGGGAUUGCCCGGUCUUUCCCGGAGCUUCAGCCGGUCUGAGGCUGUGAGGGGACACUCUGGACACUCUGGCCCAUUAGUGCCGUGGACACACCCUGCUGGAGCAGCUGGUCCCUCCCUCCUGGAGCUGGACUCCAGGACCUCCUCGGUCCCCCUUCCUGAUGUUUCAGGUUCUCACUCCAGUCAGCAUAGUCCUGCUCUGAGCAGGUUUAAAUGUGUCUCCUCCGUUUGAAGCCAUGUCCACAGAUGCUCUGACCCCGGAGUCCAGGUCCGGGUCUGGGUCCAGGUCUGGGUCCAGGUGAGGGCACGUUCAUCCGCCUUACGGGGAUUUGAGAAACUGCACGCCUCUGCAGCGCUGCAUGUGAUGAAGUGCUGAACGAAGCACUGAGCAGGAGCUACAGCGAGGGUGUCCAACAUGCGGCUCCCGUCCCCUUUAGGAUCCGCAGACUUGGAUGAACUGAAACAGGGACGUCCAGAGGGGUUCCGAGUCCGGUCUUCCUGCUUCAGCCUGUUCCAGGUCAGACGGCGCCAUUCGUGGCCUGUAGUGAACUGACUUUAAUGUUCUGCUGGAACGUCAGUGUUCUGGAACCUCAGUGUUCUGGAACCUCAGUGUUCUGCUGGAACCUCAGUGUUCUGCUGGAACCUCAGUGUUCUGCUGGAACCUCAGUGUUCUGGAACCUCAGCGUUCUGCUGGAACCUCAGUGUUCUGCUGGAACCUCAGUGUUCUGCUGGAACCUCAGUUUUCUGCUGGAACCUCAGUUUUCUGCUGGAACCUCAGCGUUCUGCUGGAACCUCAGUGUUCUGCUGGAACCUCAGUGUUCUGCUGGAACCGGACCGUCCUCUGGACCUGAAGCUGAUGGGGGGUGUUCUGCUGGCUGCUGCCCCCUGGUGGGGCGUUGCGCCGCAGCCCCUCACUCGGUUCCGUCACUGCCGUCUUCUCAUCAACCAAAGAGGCAGAAAAAGAAGCCCAACCAGAGGAGGAGCUUCUGCUCAACCAGCUGGUUGGUUAGUUUAGUUUACUUUAGUUAGUUUUACAUCCCAGUUUUAUUUUCUUCAUGAAGCUCGCCGUGGGACAGAGAACGCUCCUGUCUUUGAAACAGCAGAGGAAACUGGAAGAAACAGCCUCUCAGUUCUAUAGUCCAGCAUCCUGUGGAUCAGGAUCUGGAUCAGGGUGUCAAAGCUGCGGCCCGGGGACCAAAACGGUUUUCACUUUUCUUUCAGCUAAAUUGUCAUGAGUUCUGAUGUCCACCUUCCACAGCUGAUUCACGCUGCUCCAUCUGGGAUCAACCACUGAGUGUUUCUGGACGUGGCUUCACGUCUCUGGACAUUAUUUAUGUUUUCUGGAGGUUCGUUAUGAGCGACGCACACCACUGGCCUCCCUGAACUUCCUGUUGGAUUAGUAAUGCUCUAACAAAUGAUUUUAUUUUCACGUGUCUUUUAUUAAAUUGAAAUGAAAGCUCUUUUUCCUUCAGUUGUUUUGUGGAAUUUUCCUCUGAGCAAUA